AUGCCCCGUGGGCUCAACGACUCUGCCUCGCUGCAUGCAGCCCUUGCGUCGUCGGCGACUGCGGCGUACGAACGGCUGCAGAGCAGUGGCGGAAGUGGGCGGACCAUCAACGAAGAGGGAAGAGGACCUGGCGAGGAGGUGGUCCCGGACGCGCUGGCGGUGGUAGUAGAGCAGCCCGAGGCUGUUCGCAGUCUGGUGAGCCAGCUGGAUCUUUCGCAUCAGGGCAUGGCUCAUGUUCCGUUUGUUUUGACCGAUCUGCUGCCGGCGCUGCGCAUCUUGGACUUGUCGUUCAAUGAUCUGCGCGCUCUCCCGGUCGCACGCAUGGUUUCCUCUCUGCCAAAGCUGACUGUCCUGGACCUCCGGCACAACAAGCUUGUGGACCUGGCCCACAUCUCUGCGCUGGCCGCGCUGAGCAAGCUGGAGGAGCUGCAUGUGGGAGGAAACCCGCUGCCGCACGUCUCGCGCAGAGUGCAUCUGCUGCACAAGCUCAUCUACGACCAGAUGGACCGCUAUCCGCUGACCGGCUCCGGUAUCCGGCCAUUUGCGGGGCCCAUGGCCGAGUUACUGACGCAAAUGUCGGCAAAGUCGUCGCUUGGCUCGUCAACCCGGGCCGAGCUGGACGCUAUGGAGGCGCGCGGCGAGUUGAGCCGUGCCCAGCACCAGGAGGCCAUUUCGCGGAUCAUGAUGCGCCGCCAAGGCUUGGCGCGAGCCGGUGGGAGCGAGGUGGUCGUCCUCGACGAGCGUGAUCCAGACAUUCUCUGCUCGGCUCGCCGUGGCAUGACCAAGUAUCUGGGUGUCUCCGAAGGCGAGCACGCGCCGCACGUCAUCAAGCAGCAGCUCGCGCAGUCGUCCGUCUCGCGGCUGGGCUCGGACAUCAUGUACGCCGACAUGCGGCAGGUGCCGAUUCCGCGCGAUGGCCCGUUUCCCAGCUUGCGUGUUCUCAACGGGCGGCCUGUGACAGUGGAGGACAUGGACGCGGCCGAGCGGCUGGGCAUAUCAGGUGGGACGCAGUUCUCGCAACGACUUGAGGCCGACGCCGAGUUUGUCGAGACAUCUGACCUGCUGUCGUCGUCGUCGACUCGCGCCAAGGAGAAAGAGUACCAGGCCAUCUACGAGUCUGUCCUCGGCUCUGCCAUCACCACCAUUGACCGCAUGGGCGUCGAGCGCGGCUCGACAAGCAAGAGCAGUACAGCUGCGUCGACGCUCCUCCGCUCUGUUGCCGCCGACGUCCACGCUCGUUCGCAGCGCGACGCACGCCACGCCGCUCGCAAGCGGUUUACCAAGCUGGUAGUCGGCCGAGAAGCCUCUCGCAAGCUCGAGGUCCUUGAUCCGGACAGCAAGGACACCGGUCCGCACGAGGAAUCACGAUACGAGCCGCGGGGUGACGACGGCAGACGCGACGACGACGAGGCCAAUGCGGUCGACGCAUAUCUGGAGCUGCUGAAGAAGACCGAGGCGGCGUCAAUGAUUUCGGAUGACGACAUGGCUUCGGUGCUGAAGAACCCAAACUCGACCAAGAAGUUGCGGCAGAUCAAGACGCUGACGUCGCGGCAGCGGCAGGCGCGGCGUGGGACUAUUCGGCGGGUUGUAGCGCCAGUCGAGUCAGACUCAGAGUCGAGCUCAUCGGCCGACUCGGACGUGGCGCAUCUGGUGGGCGAAGCCGAGGUGCGUGCACCGGGAAAGGUGCGGUCCAAAGGCGCGACGUCGGCGGCGUCGGACAUCUACUAUGAGUGUGCGGUGGUGCUCGACCAGUCGCACCGGGUCAUCCACAACUCGGCUCCGCCCGAGUCGUCAACGACGGUGUACGAUGACCGCAACGUUGUUUCCUCUCACAUCCCGUUUGCCGUCUACGCCGACGUGCCCGAGUACGACGACAUUGCUGGCGUGGCCCGGACAAACUCAACGUUGCUGGCGCGGACAGUGGCUGCGCCACGGUGGGUGCAGCGCAACCCCAAACUGCGGCAGCGAGCGGCGCAGCUCCGGGAGGCAAAGCGAGCCGAGAUGGCCGCAAUCGAAGCGGCGCGGCGGGCUGAGGCCGCCGAGGAGCGUCGUCGCGAGCGCCGGCUCGGAUUCAAGUCCAAAGCCGAGCUUCCACCGCACAUUGAGGUCUCGCCACUCAUCUAUCAGCAGUUCCAGGGCGUGCGGCGGCGUGUCGAGGGAGUGAUCGGGCUGUCGUCGGCACGGGUGGGCCGGAUUUCGGGCGCAACCGGCCAGCAGCUCGGUGAGAUGUUCCAGGACAUGGACGCCGAGUCCAUCGAGGUGGCUCUCCGGCAGGCAGACCUCGACCUCGAAAUUGACGAUGUGCGGUCGCGGUCACGUCAGCAGCUGGCAACCGAGCAGCGGUACCUGGCGCGGAUGCCCGGGGUGCUCAGCUCGGCCGACGAUAUUGUGGCCGACGACGACCUGGCGAUGAUUGUGCCGGCCAAGGUCGACGAGAGCAAGGCCUCGACGCUGGCCGCGGGCUCGGCGGAGCGGUCGGACGCGGUGACCAAGUCGGCGACAGCUAUCUUCAACAUGCAGCCGGCAGAGCUGGAUGAGUUUCUGUCGACGGCGCGGACCAACGACUUUGACCCAAUCUCGGCACUGGCGGCGACCGAGACCGACGGCGGCGACGAUGACGACGGCGAGCCGAGGCUGCGCGGCCGCGGGCUCAGUGCGCUGCGUGGCGACACGUCGUACGCGCCUGCUCUAGGCAAGACUCGCGCUGAGGCUGCUGCCGAGCUCGAGAAGCUGCAGUCGUUUACCGAGCGGCGCAUGCUUGGCUACGUUGCCGAUAUGUGCGUACACGAGCCUGACGAUGAGUCGAAGCUGGCAGCGGCGGCGAUCCGCUCCGAGCUCCGCUCCCGCGAGCGCUAG
This is a messenger RNA of Thecamonas trahens ATCC 50062, 2856 nucleotides long. RefSeq lists its product as uncharacterized. The record is from RefSeq and is a predicted model, not a curated record. Gene Ontology annotation, molecular function: protein binding. Lineage: Eukaryota; Apusomonadida; Apusomonadidae. The transcript has 3 exons. Bases 1 to 2856 code for a protein of 951 amino acids.